Messenger RNA from Linum tenue, 423 nucleotides. Lineage: Eukaryota; Viridiplantae; Streptophyta; Magnoliopsida; Malpighiales; Linaceae. The record is from the annotation of a GenBank genome assembly.
AUGAGGUCAGGCUAUGACCUCUUCUUGAACGCGAGAAUCAUUUUUUUUGUUCGAGUUAUUGAUGGAACAGGCCACAGUCUCUCUUCAGAGCCAAGAACGACAGCAACGAAGGGAAGAAAAAGCAGCAGCGAAUUGGUGAGAGUGAAAUUGAUCGAAUGUGGGGAUUACAAGCAGGAAUUCGCGCGAUUGUGGAACCUUUCCUCUGCUCUUAAGGAAGCUAGAGAGAAGAAGGAAGCUCUGGAAGGGAAACUUCAUUCGCUCAAUCAGGUUGAAGCUGAGUCAUUAAGUCGAUUGAAUGUGCUUGAAGAGAUAAGGAAGAGGGUUGGCGCUAGGAAAAAGAUGAUGGAGAGCUUGUCAGACCUCUUGCAGGGUGCAGCAGAUAAAGCUAGUGCGGAUGAUUCAAGCAAGGAGAGACGAUCCUAA